Molecule: messenger RNA, 2561 nt
Organism: Spirodela intermedia
Lineage: Eukaryota; Viridiplantae; Streptophyta; Magnoliopsida; Alismatales; Araceae
Source: the annotation of a GenBank genome assembly
AUGGCGAAUCCGAGGAGGGCCAGUGGUCUUCACCUCCAGAACUUCUCCGACGAGGAGACUCCCCUGCCCCAGCAACCCACGCCGCCCUCUCGGCUCUUGUCCAUCGUGGUUUUCCUGAAAAGGCCCCACGCCUUCCCUUUCCUCCUCUCCUUCUUCGUCCUCCUCACUUGGGUCUCCCUCAGGUUCCAUAAUCCCCAACCUCGUUAUAGCAUCAAUGGUUCGUCGUUUCCUACUGCUGCUUCUUCUCUAUCUCAGCGGGAGUCGGCGGACAGGGAUGCCAACCUGGUGCGGUUCAGUUCGGUGAAAUUCCCUUCUCAGUUCCUCAAGGACAAGAGGGGAUGGCUACUUAACCCUGUCACUGCUGCUCGAGAUGCCGGCAUCUCUGGUUCGUAGACUUUAUUUGUUUUCUUUCUGUGCGUCUUUCCCUAUUUUUGCAUCCUAUAAUCUGUAUCUUUGCCCGAGUAAAGCUUUUGGUUCUUCGUGGCUGUAUUCCAUCCGAUGUUUCAAUAGAGAUUGUGAUUUCGGAAAAUUAUGGAUCUCCAUGUGUAUCAAAUGAAUGUUCGUUCGUUUAAUUAAUCGAAAUAAAUUCUAUCGAAUGCAUUUCAUGAUCGGACAAUGCGUUAAUUUAUUGUGCGUAAAUGUAGUUUCUGAUUGUUUCAUUUUACGAUCAGACGUGUGCAUUUCCUUCCUUAGGGUUUCAUGAUGAUUGUUUUUAUGUUUUUCAAAGGGUUCCGGGUUUAUGUGAUCGAAGCAUUUAGCUCUUAUCGGUGGAAGCAUCUAGACAGAAGCCCACUGUGCGGGAAACAUGAAGAUACCUACGUGCAUUUCUCGUCUUUUUGUUUGAUAAAAAAAAUUAACCAUUGGCCAAAUAUGGGUCCAUACUGUCCGCUCUCCUUUGUUGACUCCGUGGUUGGAUACUGAUCAGUUAGAAUGACUAAUUAGGGUUCUCAAUUCAUACCUCACUAAUUACACUUCACUAAUGGCGUCUUUUUAUCUUGUUCUCCUUGUGGUCUCUUUAACAUUUAGGCUGGUUAUUUCAAUCUGCCUUCUCAGAAAAAAAACGAGAUCCUGUUCGUAGAUUGGCGUAUUUUUUUUAGAAAAAUUAAUCAGUGACUAAUUCCUUUGUCGCAUUAACCUCAUUCUAUGCCUUAUUUAUGGAUUUUGGAAGAAGGUUGGAGCUCAACGAAAUUAAUAGAAUCCCGUCCAGUACAAGAUUAAAAUAACAUUCAUACAGCCGCCCACAAGAGAUUCAUCAAUCUAUAUUUCUUCAUUUUUGGGUAAAUGAAGUAAUAUUUGGAAGAAUGGGCCGAAUCUGCAUUGGUGAGAAGGGUCCGUCUUUCCCGCCAGCAGCUCCAGGAUGUAUGUAUGUGCUCUGGAAUAGUUGGAAGGUUGAACUGGGUUAGCUGACAAUGGACGCUGCAAGCCAUGUUCACUGCCUGAGAUGCCUUGAUGAAAUCGGUUCCGUCAUCUGGGAUCAAGUUGUUGGCACAAGGCAUGGCGUGAUUCCAUGAGAAUGGCUCAAUUCCGUGGAGAUGUUGCACUGCUUUAGCCGUAUCUGAGAUUCUGCUGCUUUGGUAUCAAAAUUUUAUGGGUUCUUCGCCUUAGACAUUUUCCACCUGAUAAGCUCGAUCAUGAUUUGUAAUUUUUAGGCAAGAGGAGAAGGAAGUGGUCAUUUAUCCGGGCACCCAUUUCUCCUCAGAUCUCGCAUUUGCUUCCUACCCAACAAAACUUGGCUUCCCUUGUUAAAAGUCAGGCUAUCCUUCACUACAGGCUGGAAUAUACUUUGCCAUCUGUCUAUCUUGAUGCAUAAUUAAUGUCAAUAAAUCUCAGUGGACUUCAGCUCAAGUUGAGAAAAUAACUGAACUGACGUCCAUCCAGCAGGGUUCGGUUAUAGACGACUGCAAAUCCCAAAGCCAUCCAACAAUUGAGUCGAAUUCCUGUUGGGAUUUUAUAUUUUAUGAUUUCUUUCGCAUUUCUUCAUAAACCGAAGCAUCUCCAAUAUGUUAUUCUCAUGCCUACGCCCAGGAGCUUACGUUCUUGAUUUAUAAACAGUCUUCUUCUGAUGUUUAAGCUUUGAUUCCCCAUGGCCAUAUCUUCCCUCUGAAGCUCCUAUUACCUUAAGAUCAUCUUCUUACCCAGGAAAGUUUACCUGCAGGAGGAGCGAUAUCCUGUGCUUCAGUGCAUGUGGGCGAGAUCCGCCCCGGCGGGGUGAGGGGAAACCACAGGCACCGGGGCUGCAACGAGACGUUCAUCCUCUGGGGCGCCGCCACAAAAUUUAGGGUAUUUUCUCGCUCUGUUGCUUGCGAUUGGAUUUUUUUUCCAAAUACUGAAGCUUUAAACAUGCGAGGAUCAUGCAGCUGGAGAACCCAAGCUUGGAAGGUGGCUACGCCGAAGCAACAAUCGGCCGCGACGAGGUGGCAGUCGCGGCGAGCCCGAGCGGAAGAGCCCAUGCCAUAAUCAACAUCGAUCCCCAACGAACAACCUUCCUCUUGGGCUGUCAGGAUAGUUUGAUCUUUUACAAUGACUCGAGCACAGAUUUCAACAUUUGGAAGGGACUUUGA